AUGGCAAGCCAAAGAAAAGGGACGGCCAAGUUGAAUGAUCUGUUGGAGAUCGAGAGGCAGAUGCAGGAAUUGUGGUACAGAGAUGGAGUUUUCGAGUCUGAUGCUCCGGAGGAAGGCUCAGAGGAGGCCAGAAAGAGCAAGUACAUGGUGACAUUUCCAUAUCCUUACAUGAAUGGAAAGCUACAUCUGGGACAUACAUUCUCUCUCUCAAAGUGUGAAUUUGCAGUUAGUUUUCAAAGAUUGCUAAACAAGAGAUGUCUGUUUCCAUUUGGUUUUCACUGCACUGGAAUGCCAAUCAAGGCCUGUGCGGACAAGUUAAAAAUGGAGAUUAAAGAUUUUGGCUUUCCUCCAUCUUUUCCAACAGUUGUUGAGAAUGCUACAGCUGAAAUUAAUGAUGAAAUUGUCAUCAAGGAUCCAAGCAAAGGAAAAAAGAGUAAACUGGCGGCAAAGACAGAAGGACUGAAGUACCAAUGGCAAAUUAUGAAGUCACUGGGCCUGUCUGACGAUGAGAUUCGGAAUUUUUCAGACCCUUCAUACUGGAUGCAGUAUUUCCCGCCGCUGGCUAUCAAAGACCUCAAAUCUCUUGGUCUAAAGAUUGACUGGCGAAGAUCGUUCAUAACCACAGAAGCUAAUCCAUUCUACGACUCGUUUGUUAGGUGGCAGUAUAUAAGACUGAAGGAGAGAGAUAGACUGCAAUUUGGAAAGAGGUACACUAUCUUCUCCCCUAAAGACAACCAACCAUGCAUGGAUCACGAUAGAAGCACUGGAGAGGGUGUUGGACCGCAAGAAUAUACCCUGAUCAAGAUGAAAGUUCUUGAACCUUUGUCUGAUGCUCUCAACAGUGGCAGUGGCGGUUGCAUCUACCUCGUUGCAGCAACACUGAGACCAGAGACAAUGUACGGACAGACGAACUGUUGGAUCCACCCUACUAUAAAGUAUGUGGCAUUCAAGGUCUGUAGUGGAGAUGUGUUCAUUUGUACAAGGAGGGCGGCGAAGAAUAUGUGUUAUCAGGGGUUCACAGAGGAGAAUGGAAAGUUCGAAGCGUUGGCUGAACUAGUUGGCGAGACGUUGAUGGGUCUAAAAUUGAAGUCGCCACUCUCUGUUUACAGCGCCAUUUAUGCACUGCCCAUGCUGACUAUUAAAGAAGAAAAAGGAUCUGGCAUAGUGACGAGCGUUCCGAGCGACUCACCAGAUGAUUACGCGGCUCUCAGAGAUCUGAAAAAUAAAAAAGCACUGAGGGAAAAAUAUUGUAUAAAGGAUGAAAUGGUCUUGCCUUUUCAACCAGUCGAGAUUAUAGAUGUGCCAGGGUAUGGUCGAUUGUCGGCCCAAAAAGCAUGCGAUGACCUCAAAAUUCAGAGCCAAAAUGACCGGGAAAAGUUAGCAGAAGCUAAGGAAAAAGUCUAUCUGAAAGGAUUCUACGAAGGGACGAUGGUCAUUGGCGAGCACAGAGGCAAGCCAGUGCAAGAAGUCAAGAAACUAAUUCAAAGGAUUAUGAUAGAAAAGAAAGAGGCAAUGAUAUACAUGGAGCCGGAAAAAUUGGUCAUCUCAAGAUCAGCUGAUGAGUGUGUUGUUGCCCUUUGCGAUCAGUACCUAAAGUAUGGGGAGGAGUCAUGGAAACAUCAGGUGCUCGAGCACUUGAAGGAUGUUGAGUUGUUCAGCGAGGAGGUACGCAAGAACUUUGAGGCCUCGUUCGACUGGCUGCACGAACAUGCUUGUUCUAGGUCAUAUGGAUUAGGAACAAAGAUUCCCUGGGACUCGCAAUAUCUGAUAGAAUCUCUCUCUGAUUCAACAAUCUACAUGGCUUAUUAUACUGUCUGUCACAUUUUGCAUGCUGGCUCGCUCGAUGGUUCUCUGCAGCCAUUCAAUAUCAAACCUGAGCAGAUGACUUUAGAAGUCUGGGAUUAUAUUUUCUUCAAAGAAGCGCCCAUUCCUAAAAAAUCGGAAAUCCCCAAAGAUUUACUUCUGAAAUUGAAGCGGGAAUUUCAGUAUUGGUAUCCAGUUGAUCUGAGAACAUCUGGCAAAGAUUUGGUCCCAAACCAUCUCACUUACUAUUUGUAUAGUCAUGUGGCUAUGUGGCCUAAUGACAAAUCAAGAUGGCCUCAGGCUAUCAGAGCAAAUGGUCAUCUGCUGUUGAAUUCAGAAAAAAUGUCAAAGUCCACUGGUAAUUUCUUAACGUUGUCACAAGCUGUCAACAAGUUUUCAGCUGAUGGAAUGCGUCUUUCAUUGGCCGAUGCCGGGGACAGUGUUGAAGAUGCGAAUUUCGUUGAGGCUAUGGCAGACGCCGGCAUUUUGAGGCUGUACACCUUCUUGGAGUGGACCAAGGAGAUGUUGGAUCAGCGCGCGUCACUCAGGAAAGAUGGCGACACCUUUUGCGAUAGAGUUUUUAUUUGCGAUAUGGAGAACGCGAUAAACAAGACAAAGUUAAAUUAUGAGAAGAUGAUGUUCAAGGAAGCACUGAGGACUGGUUUCUUUGAAUUUCAAGCUCUAAGAGACAAAUACAGGGAGAUGGAAAGCCAGCAGAUGAGGGAGGAUCUUGUGUUUCUGUUUAUUGAGAGGCAGGCUAUCAUCUUUUCACCAAUCUGCCCCCACCUCUGUGAAUAUAUCUGGAGAUUAAUUGGAAGGGAGGGUUACGUAGUGAAUGCACUGUGGCCGGCGACGAGUGAGGCUGUCGAUGAAGUUCUGAUCAGAUCCUCUCAAUACCUCGUCGAUGCUGCCCACGAGUUCAGGAUCCGGAUGAAGGCCUAUCUACAACAGCAUGCCAAAAAGACUCCUUCAAAGCAGCAGCAACAGCAGCAGCAACAGCAGCAGCAACAGCAGCUGCAAGUUUCCAAACCCACCCACGCCACAAUAUGGGUUGCCAAGAGUUAUCCACCAUGGCAGAAUCUCGUUCUCACCAAGCUCAAGUCACUCUAUGAGAAAUCAGGUGAGUUUCCAGAUAACAAAUUAGUGUCUCAGGAGUUGAUGAAGGAAGACCUUCUGAAGAAGUUCUCAAAGAAGAUCAUGCCAUUUGUCGUCCUCGUCAAGGAGAAUGUUCAAACCCAAGGAGCAAAGGCCUUGAACUUGACCUUGGAUUUUGAUGAGGUAGACGUCCUUAAAGAAAACAUCAACUAUCUCAUCAACACACUAGAGUUGAAAGGCCUUGACAUUCGAACUACCGAUAGCGCUGAUGACAAAGUUAAAGAUGAGUGCUCUCCUGGAAAGCCAUUCAUCACCUACAGAACUGAGUCAUGCUUUCCUGUAAAGUUGAUCAACAACCAGCCAUUCAAUGGCCUGUUUGAAAUGACCUUCGAAUUUUAUGAAGGUGACUCGUGCUCUUCUGCAUGCUCGCGAUUGGCUAAGAUUUGCAAGCCCACCAAGGACAGUGCAUUGAGUAGGAUAACCUUUCGUUAUGAAAUUUAA
This is a messenger RNA of Helobdella robusta, 3399 nucleotides long. RefSeq lists its product as hypothetical. The coding region runs from base 1 to 3399 and encodes 1132 amino acids. The record is from RefSeq and is a predicted model, not a curated record. NCBI's taxonomy places the organism in Eukaryota, Metazoa, Annelida, Clitellata, Rhynchobdellida, Glossiphoniidae. Gene Ontology annotation, biological process: leucyl-tRNA aminoacylation. Gene Ontology annotation, molecular function: ATP binding; aminoacyl-tRNA deacylase activity; leucine-tRNA ligase activity. The transcript has 30 exons.